CCCUGAGUUGGUGUCUACUUUCAACUGCUAUCCAAACUACUGUUCAUCACCUCUUUCUUUCUUUCUUUCUUCCACUCAUCUGUCAGGGAGUACCAGUGCUGCCAUAAACUAGCUGCUCUUCAUAGAAAUUUCCCACUUUCUAGCGCCUGGAUCAGGCCUUACUUAGAGAGAUUAGAUUGUUCAUUUCUGCAAAGAGUGCCUUGGGGAUAUAACUUGAGUCAUACACUUACUAUAGUUUCAACUGGAUAUAGGGGAGACCAAUAUGCGGUGGCUGAGCUUGUCAAUUGAUGUGUUUUGUUAUGUUAUCUCCUUGAAUUUGUACUGCAGGGUUAUUCUAUAAGCUGCUGUUCUCUGGUUGUGACGUAGCCUUUGUUUAUGCAGUUCUUUAAGUAGCUAUCCAUGGGAUCCAACCACUUUCCUUCCUGUGUUUGUUUCUUCUAUAUUCUAUAGAAAUAGCCAGGAAAUAUCAUCAUCAUUCUAAAGUACUCUAGUCCAUCCAAUCUGUAAAUUUAGUUCAUUGUCUUCUUGAUCUUGGUCAGCAUUCAAUUUUACACAAGUUGCUUGUUAAACAAGAAUUUCUAGACAUUCUCGACUUUGUUUUCAGCUUAGUUUUAUCUUUCCUUCAAUAGGGCUCUCUGUUGCUUCCCACAUUCUAGUUUCUAUUUGAAGUCCACUAAAGAGCCAAAAGUAGUUAUGGUGUGCCAAGCAGCAAGUCAGACGAGGUUUAGGGCACUUAAACAUGAGAACGGAAUUGCAGGAAGAACAACCAUUAUUGUUAGAGUUAUAGCAUGCUUUCAACCAUUACAAAAUUGCCAGGCUGAAUAUUUCCGCCAAUUGCUGAAACCUGUUACGUAGAUUGUGUUCCAAGUUCCUGCGCGUCACAUCAAGCUAGAAUUAUAUUUUUUAUUUUCUUCUUUUUGUUCAACAUAAUUGAAAGUGAUCUAACGCGGCACUACAUACGAGCAUCUUUCUGGUUGCUACUUCGGCUGGAUGGUUACAGCCAAAGAGUCUCAAACGUGUCAGCAGUUCUCUGCUUGGAAAUCACCUGACGUGGAUCACAUGGCAUUUCUACAGCUAGAGCAAAACUAUAACAUGCCACACUUUCCUCCUUCCAUGCAUACUGUCAAUGCCGAAUUUCCAGGACAGCCUAAUGCUGAUUUACGUGAUUUAAACAUCCGCCAGCCAAUUGUAGUUGGCCGGAUUUUCAAUUUCCAACCCCCGUACAAUACAUUGUAUCCUACCAGGAGUCCGUGUCUCAAAGAUUCCCCAUGUCCCCUGCCAAACUGGCUUGGGGUUUCCAAUAAGCCAAUUGAUGCUUCUGUUGCUCCUCAGAAAAAGUUUCUCAUUUUCGAUCAGUGUGGGGAUCAAACAAGAUUGUUCAUUAGCCCUUCUUUUUCUCGCCAACAUCAGAUAGUUGCCUCCAAGACUCCUGCUAGUGGUAACGGGGUGUGUGAAAAAGUGGCAUCUCAAGUAGAUCCGCGAUUCAUGCUGAAGCCUGUGGUUGAAGAAAAAUGGGAUGAAAAUAAUUUGAAUGAUGGAGAAAGUGAUAUGCUUGAAGAUUCUGAAGAAAUCAAUGCUCUGCUCUACUCUGAUAGUGAUGAUGAGUAUGAUGGAGAUAAUGAUGCUGAUGACGAAAAUGAUGAAGUAACUAGCACGAGGCACCCUCCGUUUUGCACUGAAAAGGACUUCGAUAAAGACACAUUACUUGAGGAAUUCACGGAAGAAGUGGCAAGUUCUGAUGGGUCACCAAAAAGGCAAAGAUUGCUUGAUGGCAGGUACAAGAAAUCAUCAUUAGCGAGUUUUGAGAGUCCCGUGAAAGGGGCUCGUUCAUACAGUUACGAGGAUGAUGUGGAGUCAAGCUGUGCUGGUCCUAGAAGCUCCCACGAUGAUAUUAACAGAGAAAAGAAGAUUAAAACUCGUGAAGCAUUGAAGAUCCUUGAAAGUAUUAUUCCUGGAUUAAACAGCAGUGAUCCACUCUCCAUAAUCGAGAAAUCUAUCGUCUACUUGGAAACAAUGAAAAUGGAAGCAGAAACUCUAGGGCUCAGCUUCCCCAACCGUAAAAAUCAGCAAUCUUAUGUCAACGGUUUGUUUGAAUCAGAAGCAGAAUCAUUGGACCAACAGGUAGCAAGAAAAACCAUUAAGUGUGAGUUUGAAUAAUUAUGGAUGGAUUGGAAAGUAAUAAAGGUGAUCUUCCUCUUUGCUCAAUCUUUAACCCACUUUUCAUUCUAAUAGUGCACCGUGGGCCAACGGGCGACGAGCUUAAUCAGAUGAAAGUUUUCGCUUUACUCUCAAUCUCUCAUUACACUCAGGUGGUGAAGAAAAUUGGGGCCUAUAAUUGUUGACUUGAAAUGAUUAUUUUGACACUUUUGGAUUAAAGUAAGCAUUGCAUUGCUGUAAAUGAGGAGCCCUUUUCCCUCAUUGUUGAGAAAAUUCCAUGGAUUGGGAGCAUGCGCGUUUGGUGAUGAGGGUCCACCCUCCAUUCUUGAUUUAUAUGCUUUUUGUUUGCUACCAGUUGUCUGAGCUUUUUGUUGUAAGAUUUGUGUGUUUGGGAAUCAGGAGAUGAAUGUUUGUGUUCUUCUUGUUAUAUGUUAAGGUCGUGUGCUUGUAAUGAUACUGUUGCUGUUACAGGGUCUUGAGUGUUUUUGUCUUAGUUUUAAUUACUUCAGUUUAA
This is a messenger RNA of Sesamum indicum (sesame), 2671 nucleotides long. RefSeq names its product transcription factor bHLH143. The record is from RefSeq and is a predicted model, not a curated record. Lineage: Eukaryota; Viridiplantae; Streptophyta; Magnoliopsida; Lamiales; Pedaliaceae.